AUGCGUCCUCGAACCCUCCUCAUUCCUUUGGUGGCUCUUGUAGGCCUACCCCUUACUACACAAGGGUUCGAAUUUAGAUUCUAUAGGGGUAAAGACUGCCGGAGCGAGCCACUGGGCUUUGAGGUAGCCGGGCCUGGGCAGGACUGCAGUACCGUGUCGGCCGGCACCGCUCAAUCAGUCAUCGUCAAGAGUACGGGGAAAGUCGAUGACAACCUCUAUGCUGUGUUUUUCAGCUCGGAUGAUUGUGAUCCAAACUCUAUUGUACUACACACGGACAACGAUGAGUGCCAAAAUGUGCAAUACAAGUCCUUCAAGGUGUGGGAUGUGGAUGAAGAAUAA
Molecule: messenger RNA, 339 nt
Organism: Microsporum canis CBS 113480
Lineage: Eukaryota; Fungi; Ascomycota; Eurotiomycetes; Onygenales; Arthrodermataceae
Exons: 1
Coding region: 1-339 (112 amino acids)
Source: RefSeq, a predicted model, not a curated record